Ceutorhynchus assimilis (cabbage seed weevil) is the source of this 2123-nucleotide messenger RNA. Lineage: Eukaryota; Metazoa; Arthropoda; Insecta; Coleoptera; Curculionidae. The record is from the annotation of a GenBank genome assembly.
GAAUUAUUUGAUUUGCCUUAUGCACUAUAGUCCGAUUAGUUUAAUUCGUUUUGCGCGGUCGAAAAUAUGCAAUUACUGUUGCACUUGCUAUUACUGGGGGUGGCACGAGGCUAUUUUGAUGAGGAGAAUUACCCCAGGUACCUUACGGCAGCUGUAGGUGAUUUCAUUGUGUUUGAUUGUGAAAUUGAUUUUCCUCAAGGGUAUCCUAUACCCUAUAGGCUUUAUUGGAAAAGAGGAGACAAAAUCGUUUAUUCCUGGCACGAUGGCCAAACAUCCGAAUCCGAAGACUACGUGAGCCGCAUCCACUUGCUCAACGACUCGCUCUACCACUCGCCCAACCAACACUAUGGCAGAGCCUCCAUUAAUCUCACCUCAAUUAGAGAAUCGGACGCAGGAUGGUACGAGUGCAAAAUCAUGUUUCCCACCAGAACCCCAGCUUAUAGGAAUAAUGGAACUUGGUUCCAUUUGACUGUCAGUGGUGGGAAUUUGUUAGCAAUACCUCCAAUUAACCAGACGUUGCAGGAAGGAGAUGAGGCUAAGUUUGUCUGUGUUGUAAAGGAUAUUACUUUGAUUCAAUUGAGGUGGUCCAAGGACGGGAUACCUUUGAGUGCCUACCAGGAUUUGUCCAGACGUUCAUGGGUAGAAAAAGAUGGUAGCUUGGUUAUACGUCCUACAGAUAUGGGAGAUUAUGGGGAGUACGAAUGCGAGGCUAGCAACAAUGUGGGCGAUGUGCAGAAAGCUAGGGCUUUUUUGAAUGUUCAAUACAAAGCCAAAGUAGUUUACGCCCCACCAGAACUCCACUUGGCCUAUGGUAGACCAGCAAUGAUUGACUGCCAUUACAGGGCAAACCCACCCUUGACCAACCUGCGCUGGGAAAAAGAUGGAUUUUUGUUUGACCCUUACAACAUACAAGGGGUGUUCUACCGUCGCAAUGGCAGCUUAUAUUUCAGCAAAGUGGACGACAGCCAUGCCGGACUGUACACUUGCACCCCCUACAACGAUCUGGGGACUCAGGGGGCUUCGCCAGGGAUGUACGUCAUCGUGCAAAAGGUCCCAAUUUUCACUUCAACUCCUCAUAAUUUAUACUUGAGGAAAUUGGGGGAAAGUAUUGAGAUCCCUUGUGAUGCUAAGGAUGGUGAGAACGGACAUAGACCUAUUAUUGUUUGGAAUAAAAAAGGCUCCUCACUACCAUUGGGCCGCUACUCUAUAAACGAAGGCAACUUGACUUUGACCGAAAUCCAAGAAGACGACAGAGGAAUUUACCAAUGUUCGGCUACAAAUAAGGCUGCAACCGUUACAGCGGAAACCGAACUUUUAGUUGAAAACAUCCCAUCUAGUGCCCCAUACAAUCUCACCGCAGUUUCUUCUGCUUCCUCCGUCCACUUGACUUGGUUAUCGCGCAGGCAACGUAAUGUAGAAUUCAGCAUUUGGUACAAAAAAAUCGAAAAUACCGAGUGGAGGACCUAUCAGGUACCAACAUCCAGAGCCCUUGAGGCAACUAUUACAAAUUUAGACCCAGGUACCGAGUACGAGUUCAUGGUACUGUGCAAAGAUGAUAAUGGAGAUGGGCCUUUUAGCAAAUCGGUACGGAUUUGGACUACUACUGAGGAGCAACACGAGAAAAACUUAUUUACAGGUCCUGCUCCAAUUGGUUAUCCAAGAAAUAUCGAGGCAAAACCUUCAGAUGAAGGCCUUUUGAUUGUUUGGCAACCUCCUGACUUUGGCAUGGAGCUUUUCAAGUCUUACAUUGUUAGAUGGAAUAAGGCUAGUGAUGAUUACGAUUUUGGUACUGCUGAGACACUUGAAAACAGCUUCUUAAUUAAAAACCUAGAAGAAGGUACCGAGUAUGAUGUGCAAGUACUGACAGUCUCUGUUGAUGAUCAGCAAGCUGUUAGUGAUAAAGUGAGGGUGAUGUAUCCGGGCCUUAAAAGUAUCAAGGCUAUUUCUACUGGUAUAAUAGCAGGCCUGGCACUUUUGGCAGUGAUAUUUGUGGCAGUCUUUUUCGUGCGCAGAAGGUUCUUUCAAAAUAACCCGCAACUAUUGAAGAAAUGAUUAUGUAUUUAUAGCAAAAGAUUCUUGUAUAUUUUUGUAUAUUAAUAUACGUUUGUAUGUAUAGUGUCUGG